AUGAUUGUGUACAAUCCGUCAAAGCCAACGGGAAAAUAUCAUUUUCGUUUCUAUUGCCUUUGCGAAGCUGAUCACUACAAUUGCAUUCGACUUAUUGUUCAUACUAAGUCAGGCUGUGACAAGGCCGAUGGAUUUGUGGACCCCACUGUGGAAGAAACUGGUAGUGAUUUUGAGGAGAUGUAUUCAUCAGAUUCAGAAAAUGACAGUGACAGUGAUACUGGGUUGUUUCAGGACACUGCUUGGACCAAGUCACUAACAAAAACUAGCCAGUUAGUGCUUGAUAUUUGUGAUGUGCUUGAUGGCAGCGGCAAGGUUGUUAACAUGGACAACUAUUAUACCUCGCCCCAGGUUCUCAUUGCCCUGAAGAAGAAGAAUAUUUAUGCAAGGGGUACAUGUCGCAAGAACAGGAAGAUGUAUCCCCAGGCCGUGACGUUCAAUAACCAAGAGUGCAAAGAUCUGCCAAGGGGUUCUGCAAAGAUUGCCACCAACCAGAAGCAUAGUCUGGUUGCAUUUGGUUGGACCGAUGGUAAUCCGGUGCACUUCAUCACAAGUGCAGAUGGAAAUGAGAUGGGAUCAGUGAAGCGUUUGGUAGGUUCAAAACGAAAUACCUUCCCAGCUCCAGCUGCUAUUCAACGAUACAAUCAUGGCAUGCAGGCCGUUGACCGGUUUGACCAAUGGGUCUCUCUCUUUUCCCUUGCUCAACGUCACCAUUUCAAAAAAUGGUACAAGAAGAUGGCCAUGGCACUGUUUGAUUUUGGUCUCACAAACGCCGAGCUGCACUACUUCAUGGUGCACCCAAGGGAAAGAAAAGAAAAGUGUCACCGUUAUGAUUUCAGAGAUCUACUAUGCCAACAACUAGAGGACACGGAAUGGAGAAUGUAUGAAAGUGCUUCUCAAGAAGAGAUCAUGCACAAGUUAGGUGGUGCCUUUGACACUGCGGAUAGUGCGGACGCGGAUGCAACAAACCUAGUGGCUGGUACCAUUACUUGUAAAUUCAUCCCAUCUGGUAGUCAACCCACAACCAGGGGAGGGAAAGGCAAAUCAAAAAUAUCUCAAAAGGGAAAGAGUUGUCAUGUUUGUAAUUGGGAACGCCAGUACCAAAAAGCAAAGCAUGUUUUUUUUGGUCAAUCCCAUUAUGUCAGGGCAUGCAUGGAGAUUCCAUCAAUUGACUACACUAAGGUGCCAGCUGAAGCCAGCAAACGGAGGGACGAAAUACAAAAAAGCGAACCUGAGGAGUUGGAUUGGCUCUGUCCAAAUAGGAAUCUUACAUGCUGGGAGAAAGCCCAUCAGUUUUAUAUUCCUAAAGGUCUCUGGGGAGAAGACCAUUCAAGGACUUCUCAUCGCAAAAAUGCAAGAAUAGCUCUAGCCACAUCCCGAAAAUGCCAGCUAUAUCACUCAAAAGAUGCCUGGAUGGUCUCCCAUGGUUUCAAAAGUAGGAGAGCUGUUCCAACUGGUGGUUAUAGGCCAGCUGGCAACCGUCAACAAAACUCAUCCAAUCCAGAUGAACAACCAAUGACUCUUGGUCAGAGUGUUGGUCAAGUUGAGCAUUUAUAG
Messenger RNA from Cylindrotheca closterium, 1554 nucleotides. Lineage: Eukaryota; Bacillariophyta; Bacillariophyceae; Bacillariales; Bacillariaceae. The record is from the annotation of a GenBank genome assembly.